AUAGAAAUAAUACCCUAUUACGUAACACUCCACUGUUACAUGAAUACUGAAGAUAAAUAUUUCUCUAAAUGCAUAAAAUAAUCAGAAGCAAAUUAGGUAUACCCAUUAGUGUAUGAAUAACAAUAAAAUGUUUUACACUAUUGUUUAUUAUAAUAAAUUAUAGUAAGCUUUACACAUGGACACAUAAAUUCUAACAAAUCGUCAAUAAUCAAUAUUCAUACUGUGGUGUGUGCUACUUAUAUUGAUAUAAGUAGUAUAUGUCGCGAGUUAAAACGUAAUAUCUGGCAGCAAAAGAUGAGGUGAAGAUAAAGAAAGGAAGAGCGAGAGCACAAUGGAAUUUGUAAGAAAACGCAUGUACAAUGGAAUGGGAGACAAUGGAUUAGUGUUUGCAACGGAAACAGUCCAGUUUGAUAUGAUGCAUUGAUAUUUUGUAAAUUGACGAUUGACUUUAUGGUAUUCAGAUUAUAUCGACAUAGUCUGUAAUUUUUAUGUUAAAUACAUUCGAUUGUCCCAACUCGUGUUCUUGUUCACUACAAUGCCAAUUGUAUUAUUUCAUCAAGAUUAUUGAUUUCCAAUUGUCUUCUCAUUGAGUUUAUGUUCUCUGAGUUAAACAAUUGAAUUAUGAAACUUUUAUUAUUUCUCUAGACAUUAUCAUAUCACUUGAAACUUUAAAUAAAUAAAACAAUAAAAGUGGAAUAAUAUUUUGUUUUAAUUAACUUUCUAAUAAUUCAUUUUGUUUACUUCUUAUUUCUUUCCAGAAUGUCUUCAAUCAAUCAAAGCUGAUGUUGUUUUUCUUUUAGAUGGAACUCAAUUAAUUGAUAAAUUUUCAUUUGAUUAUUAUGUGAAAGAUUAUUUGAAUGAUUUUGCUAAAAGGUUAUCGAUCAAAAGUGAUGGAGUAUUAAUUUCGGUCAUUUUAUUUACGGAUCAACUAUAUUUUGCAGUGAAACCGGAACAUUCUAUAAAUUUGCCUAGUUUAUUAAUGGCAAUAAAUAAUAUGAAACAACCUGAUAAAAAUUUAAUGAAAUCCGAUAUCAUCUAUGCAAUUUCAAACAUUUUAAAUUUUGGAUUUAUUCCAAUACAUAAUGCAGAUACACAAAAUAUUACACGAAUGCUUAUUCUACUUACAAAUGGUAAUAUUCCAGAGAAAAUACAACAUAAAAAUAAUCAGAUUCUUAUUAAAUCAGAUGAAAUUAUACAUAAAUUACAUAAACGUGUAGAUUAUGUGUUUAGUAUAGGAGUACCAGGUGCUAAUCAACUAGGUGUACGUAGAUUAGCUAAACCUUCACAUUAUACUUUUACACUAACUGAAUUUAAUGGUUAUAAAGAGUUAGAUUUAAAAAAUUUCGAUCCUACUGAAGUAAUUUGCCCCGUGAAAAUUCCAAAAUAUUGUAGUGAAAUUAAAAGAUUACUAACAUUAAAAAAGCCCAUUGAAAAAGUGAAUGGACAAACAGCCGCUGUAAAUCCCUGGUAUCAAUAUGCAUAUCAACAGAGACGUUCGAGUAUGAGACAAACGAGAUAUCGAUAUCCUUACAGUGAUUAUGAAUAUUAUUACGAUUAUGGUGAUUAUAAUGAAAGAAAACAGCUCCCGGUACGUCCAGCUAGUGUACCAUAUCAAAAAAGCAAAACAAAUGAUGAAGCAUUAAACGCAAAGCUUAUAGAAUUAUUGUAUUUACUAAAAGAUCAUGACAGUAGGCAAAAGAAAACCAGUUUAGUAAAGUUGAACCCCAUCAUUACAGCUACCACCACAGCUCCAACCAUCAUAUCUACACUUUCACCAAACUACUAUAAAUCCUUACAACAUAAAUUAAAGAGCAAAAAAUUUAAUAGAGCAAGAUAUAGCUCAUCUCCUAUAUCACCUUCAUAUUCAAUAUCUGAUGAUACUAGACAAACGGUACAAAAAGAACCACAUACAAAUUACUCAAUAAUGAUGAAUCAAUCUAAUUUAAACAAUACAACUGAAAAUAAUUGUGAAGUAAAAUUAAAUAAGAUGGCAAAUCUAUUAUUAAAAUUAAUUGAACAAACUCUUCAUAGAAAUUAUUCAAGUUCAGCAGUUCAUGGAAAUUCGAGUAUUAAUAAUAGUUCCACUGAAUUACUGAAACCAGCCAGUAUAAGUUAUUCAUUAAAUAGUUCACAAUAUGCUUACCCAGGAGUAUCUACACUCAAAAAAGGAGAACCUUUAACAUCAACAAACGAAAGCUACGGGGGAAAUAAACCACCGCUAAGCAAUGAUAACAAUAAUUCACAAAUUAGUAAACAGUAUAAAGAUCGAAGUUACCAUUCAACUUAUAAAGCACAUUUUCAAGCUACAGAUUGGGAAGAUUCUGCUAUGCACAAUGGAGCAAUUCUGAUGUUUGCAAUGAAGUCUCGUUCUGGGUUAUCAAUAAAUAAGAUGUACUUUUCCAGCAGGAAUAUUACAAACAUAUCAAAUAAAAAUACAGAUUCCAAUGAAAUAACAACUAAUCAUACUACUGGCGACAUGGAUAUAAGUAGUAAGAUGUCAAAUAGUUGGUAUAAGCAUGAUUUAUUUGAUCAGUGGUAUAGUGGAUCAUAUAAAUAUGUAUUAUUUGAAUUAUGGUCUAAUAAUAAUCCAGUCGUUCAACUAAGAUUCAAUGCACGAUACUCAGAUAAGUAUACAUGGUUCAAUAAAUUGUUUUUAAAAACUUCGUAUCCUUGGAAUGAAUAUGAACUUUUGGAAAAGGCUAAAUUCAUCCUCACAAGCAAUGAAGCAUUCUCCGUAGUUUUUGAUCCAAAUUAUAUUGUCCUUUUAUCAUCGGUUGAUUAUAGUACAAUUGAAAAGUUGAAGAGAGAACGAAUAGAUUGUGAAUUCCUACGAGGUUAUAUAUUAAUUGUUGACAAUCCUAACUCAGCAAUUUCCCGAUGUGAAUGGAAUAAUGCAAUCAAUUCGAAAUAUAAUAAUUUCCCAAACACCAGUAAUUAUCAUGAUUAUCCACAAAUUUUCUACACAUUGCCAAUAAAUUCACAUCAAGAAGAUAGUUUAAAUUAUCAAUUACCACCAAAAUUUUCAAAUUAUUUAUUUACAUUAUAUGAAGCUGAUGAACUACGUAUUUAUGUCAUACCAUAUGGGUUAAUGCCUAGUAAAAAUGAUGGCAUUUUAUUACCACAGCCUAACAAAUUAUUAUUUGUCCUUGAUACAGGCAUCAAUUUAUCAUUUAAAAAAUUAUGGUAUCAAGAAAUAGCCAGUCCACCUAGUGCAUUUCCACUAAAACGUAAAACCCUAUGCCAUUGUUGGUAUCGUAACGAGUUAUUAAACAACUGGUAUAAACCCAAAACACAUUAUCAUACGCAAAAUACCAACCAUUUUUUAACAUCGAAUUUAUUUUUCGGUUUCCAAAGUAUUAAGAUUGAAUUACUUGAUCAAAUUGGUCAUGUGAAAUGUUGUUUAAUAUUUGAUACACAUGGUGCACAAGUAAAUUCUUGGUUUUCACUAACACGCUUAAAAUAUUCGUGGCCGUGGUCAAUUAAAACAUUAACUAAAUAUAAUUUUGUACAAUUUGGUGAUCAAAUAUUAACUAGUGGUAAGAAACAUUAUUUAUCGUUGAGAAAUUGGUCGAAUUUCAACUUUUGGAUUGGUAAACAAACGUUGUUAAUUGAACCAUCAUCAAAUGCGAAACGAACUACUUAUGCAAUAAAAUGUUUAAGUAUAUUUCUAGUUUACAGUAAAAAUAAUGAAUCUGACCAUUUUAAAUUACCAGAAUGUAUGAAAGGUCAAACUAAUUUAUUUAAGGAUACAACCACAUUAACAAUAUUAGCUUUUAAUGAAGAAUUAACAGAACUGAAUAAUAUGAAAAAAGCUCAACAAAUUACAAUCUGGUCAAAUUAAUAACAAAACCAAAAUACUUUAUACAAUAAACAAUCGUACAUAUAAUUUAUUAGUACCAAACGAAAAUCUUUACUGCUUUAAGGUUUAAUUUAUUGUGACAGUAAAUAAAUAUAUAUAUAUAUCACCGUAGUUAGUUUUCUUAUCUUGGAAUACAGGGAUGACCAAAUCACCCACACUCGGCUUAGACCUUUGCAUCUCAGUCAGUCGGUCAGCUACAACGAAAGCCAGGCGCAUAUAUGCAUCUGUUCAAGUGGCCACACCUUAUUGGCACGACAAGAUCAACACCAAAUUCAUAGAAGUAAUUACUUCAAUGGUAGUAAUAUACAAAAGAAAGAUUGUGUAUGAGAAUGUAACACAGGAAGAAAGAAUUAGUUCGUAUGAAGAGGUAUAGAGCAAUUUUAACCUCACGAUUUAAGGGAAGACAAAGAGUAUAUACACCUGCGCCAUUGUGACCGAUUCUAAGCCAUGUCACACGGAGACUCUAACCAUUGGUUACGAUAUCAUUACAAGGGUUUGACUUGAUAAUUUCGAGUAAAUUGAGCAUUGGGUAGAUUGUUAUAAAUAAAUUAAUAUAUUUGUAAUAUUCCAAUGAGUAGGAAAAUUAAAUUCUCUGACGUUUCGUGACUGAGUGUAAACCACUUCCUCAGAGAAUAAAUAAGCAAACCCAUUUCUACUCAUUGGGAUAUUACAAAUACAUUAUAUUAUUUGCAUUGGUUACGAUAGUCGCACGGACCCCAACCAAGUAGUCUGCAUCUACCAACAUGGCUCAAAACAGAAGUUAGUGACUUCAAGAACUGAUGCCAUGCUUUAGUUUGGCUCCCCCUAACUUUCUUCCAAUCAUCCGCAACACGUCAGUAUUGUGCGCCGUGCUAAUCGGUGUUCGGGCAUACGUAACACGUGGUCCAACCAUCUCAAUCGAUGAAGAUUCACAACCUCAUCAACUGAUUUGCCAUCAUCCCCUAUUACCUUGCUUCUAACCUCACUGUUGCUUACCCUGUGAUCCCAGCAGACACUGGCAAUAUUUCUGAGACAUCUGUGAUCAAAUACUAGUAACUUACGAGCAUCUCCUACCCUUGAUGGCCAUGUUCCGCAGACGUAAAGUAGAACAAAACGAACUUCCGCGCAGCAAACUCGCCCCUUAAUUGUUAGACGGAUAUCUCGCCUUCGCCAUAGGUGACGUGAUUCGGCAAAAGUCAAACGACCUUUCUGAAUCCGUGCACACACUUCGUCAGACACCAACACAUUCGUGCUGAUCAGAUUUCCAAGAUAAGUGAAGUUGUCUGCGUGUUCGACUACUUCACUGCCUAUCCUUAGUUCAAGUGUUGACGGAAGCCAGUUCUGAAGCAACAGGUUGCAUUUAGAGGAUAAGAAACGCAUCUCAAACAUCCUGGCAUUGUUUCACAAUGCUACCAAGACACUCUGCAUUUUAUCAGCGUCUUAAGUAAACAGCACUGUCAUCUGCUUAUUCUAAGUCGAUAAGUUGACCUCCUGGUAGGAGAUCGAUGCCCGAAAAUCCAGUUGACGAGAACGUUGUUUCGAUCAAUAUGUCUAUGAUGAAGUUGAACAAAAUUGGAGAUAGUGGAUAGCCCUUUCGGACACACAUCAGAUGACAACUUUCCAUAAGCUCUGGUCCGACUGGUAGUGUUCGAGUAAAGAUCAUUCACAAGGUUUAUGCACUUCUGAGGUACAUCUUUUGAUGACAGACACCGCCACACAACCUUUCGAUCUACUGAGUCAAAUGCUGUUUUUAAGAUAAACUAUCAUUGUGGACGCCGAUAAGCAUGCCUGUGUUCUAAGAUCUGACGAGUAGUGAAUAUGUGGUCGAUGCAGCCACGAUCAGGUCUGGAGUCAGCCGGAUUUCCUUGUGUUUACAGUUCACGAGUCUUUGUUAGGCGUCCGACAUUUGAG
Messenger RNA from Schistosoma haematobium, 5749 nucleotides. RefSeq lists its product as uncharacterized. The transcript is spliced from 5 exons. Lineage: Eukaryota; Metazoa; Platyhelminthes; Trematoda; Strigeidida; Schistosomatidae. The record is from RefSeq and is a predicted model, not a curated record. Bases 980 to 3841 code for a protein of 953 amino acids.